AUGCCCCUGACAUUCAAUUUUGGUGAAGAGAACAGGCCUGAACUCUUCGAGGGGAAGCCGAAAACUCCAGUGACACUCCUGAGUGGAUUUCUGGGUUGCGGCAAAACUACCCUGUUGAAGCACCUCUUGGAGAACCAAGCGGGGGUACGAAUUGCUGUUGUUGUCAACGAUGUCGCUGAAGUGAAUAUAGAUUCUCAGCUUGUGAGGCGGUUUGAGACGGGUCUCGUGCAGGUUGCAGAGCUCCAGAACGGAUGCGUCUGCUGCUCAUCUGCAGACGACCUUUUUUCCACAGUCCAAAGCGUUGUCAUGCAAUCCAAGGAUCGUCCGUUCGAGCACAUUAUCAUCGAAUUGAGUGGAGUUGGUGAGCCAGAUGCAGUGAAAAGAAAUUGGAACAUCGGUCUUGAAUGCGCCAUGCCUGUGGCGCUCAGGACGGAGGUUACGAGGGUUGUCACAGUGGUCGACGCCAGCACGUUCGGCAGAGAUUGGUUGGACACGCGGCAGGCGCUGGACCGGAAUGGCGGGGCCGCCGGGAACGGCCAGGAGCACGACGAGAAAAGCAAAGCUCGCUACGAGAACGUUGGUCAUUUGCUGGCCGAGCAGGUGGAGUGGGCGAACGUGGUGGUGUUGAACAAGGUCGACAUCGCGACCGAGGAGGAGCUUCACACCACCGAGGAGGUCGUCAGGGCGCUCAACGCGGGUGCACCGAUACUCAGAGCCUCUUUCGGCGCAGUCCCGCCGAGGUUGGUACUGCCUGAGGUGCCUCAGGGCCUCAAGCCCAUCGAAGGCGGCGAAGGCAAGGGGUACAGCUGGUCGCAGAGUCCCGGGGACGUGACCCUUCGCCUCUUCAUCGACUCGUCGACCAGGGGGCGAGAUAUCGACUUCAGGCCCGCGAAGCGAACCCUGAGACUCGGGGUGAAGGGCCGGCCAGAGGUGUGCGCUGAGGGCAGGCUGGGCGGAGAUCUCAAGAAUCUCGACGACGCUGUCUUCGAGAUUGAGGGUUCCGGGGCAGACCGCUGCGCGGUGGUCACGCUGGAGAAGGUGAAGGCUGGCAUGUGGCCCGCUGGGCUGUGGGAGGCCCCGCGGGCAGCGGAGCUCACGGCCGAUGCCGACGACGCGGCGUGCGGCUUGUGCGACGAUGACGUGGCCCCGCUGGGCCGGGGGGUGGGCUCGAGCAGAGCCCAGAUGCGCUUCGGGGUCCACUCCUUCGUCUACUCGCGCCGCCGGCCGUUCCGCGGCGAGAGGCUGGCAAGGCUGCUCCUCGCCUGGCCGCUGCCGAAGAAGGAGCUCUUCUCGCUGGAGGAGCUGGCCUCCGAGGUCGCGGACGAUGGUGGCUGCGAGCGAAGCGAAGCUGUCCUGCGGCCUGUGCUGAGGUCGAAGGGAUUCUGCUGGGUGGAUAGGGAACCGCUCAAACGGCACGUGUGGGCGCACGCCGGCAAAACGUUGGUGGUGACCGCUGACGACUGGUGGUGGGCGGCGUUGGACAAGGAGCAGCUGCGAUUCAAGGUGACGUAUCCUGGGGUAGAGGCCGAGUACAAGAGUACCAGGAGGGAUAAAUGGGACAGAGACGUAGGCGACAGGCGACAGGAGUUGGUCUUCAUCGGGGGGGCGCAGAUGAGAGAAGAGAGCAUCGUGCCACUGUUGGACGCCUGUCUGCUGUCGGAUGCGGAGUAUGAGGAGUUCAGGGAGGGAGCGAAACAUUUGAAGGUCCCAGAGGAUGAUUUUCACGUCAGCGGCCUACUCAAGAAUCUCGGCGCGACGGAGGCGGAGAUUGAUGAGAUCGGCCACCGGGGCGGCGGGUCCUCCGAAGAGGAACGCCUGGCCUGGAAGGCCGACCAGGAGGACACGGACCUCCUCAGAUCAUUGGGAGUAGGCAGCGCUCUGGAGGACGAGGAGGCGGAGGAGGUGGAGUACGAAGAGGUAGCGCUGGUCGGGGCCUCGCUGGUGGCCCCAGCAGCGGUCCUGGUAACAGCCUCGAACCCUGCCCAGCCGCCAGCCACCACGAAGGCCUCACCAGAGGUCCUGGUGGCAGCCCCAGCGGCUGCACCGGCCCCAGCGGCGGAUCCGCUGGCGGCCCCAGCGGCGGCCCUGGCGACCGCCGAUGAUGCAGCGGCGGUUUCCUCGACGCCGUUCCCAGCAGCUGCGCUGGCGGCUGCCCAGGCGGCCGCGGCGGCGCGGGGAGGGGUCCCGGCGGCCGCGCUGGAGGUGGCCUCUUUGGCGGCGGCGCCCCUGCUGCUGGCGGCGGCCGAUGGUGUUCUUUCCGGCCGCCAGCUGCCAGACCAUUUCGAGGUUUGCGAUUGA
This is a messenger RNA of Prorocentrum cordatum, 2298 nucleotides long. The record is from the annotation of a GenBank genome assembly. NCBI's taxonomy places the organism in Eukaryota, Dinophyceae, Prorocentrales, Prorocentraceae.